UCUCCGCCUCCACAUACAGGGAAACAUUUUACUUUCGUUUUGAUUUCGGGGAAACGUAUUAACAUCUGAAGUAUCCGAAUAAAGAUACAUCACCGUGUCUUGUGCCGGAGAAACCAUGGGGCUGUUAAUCUGUUCGCUUCUGUUGGGUCUGCUGUGCUGUUCCAUGGCCAAGGAUACUCCUCCCAAGGUUGAGGUGUACACCCGUGAGCCAGAAGAGUUUGGGAAACCAAACUCCUUUAUCUGUCACGUGUCUGGCUUCUACCCGCCGCAGAUCAACAUUACGCUGCUAAAGGAUGGAAAGGAGAUUCCAAAUACCCAACAGACAGACCUGGCUUUCGAGGCGAAUUGGUACUACUACCUUACCAAACAUGUGUCCUUCACCCCAAAGGAGGAUGAUGAGUUCAUUUGCAGAGUGACACACAUGGGGAAGUCCAGGGAUCACCUUUUAAUGAUUGGUCUGUAACCUCUGUUGGCCACCAUGUUCCAGUCUGGAGGAGGUGAAGAAGAUUGGACUCUAAAUUCUGCUCUUUUGUCUGUCAUUGCAAAGGCAAAAGUGUAUUCAGCGAAUCAGUGACAUGCUCUUGAUCCAACCUUAAAUUGAUGAUGUUUACACAGACACCAAUAAUCUGACUAUUUGGCUUAUUAUGGUAUUUACAUGAAUACUUCAUUCAUAUUCCUGUUUACAUGUUACACAGCAUUGCCUGAUGAUGCAAAAUGUUAUGCAAACUCCAUAAGAAAGUUAUAAUUCAAUUUAGAUGUAUACAUGUCUGUGCGAUUGAGAUUGGAACACUCCAUGUUUCUUAAAUCAUCAAUAUUCCAACAUAAGCCCAGUUCAAAGAAUUUUCAGAUUAUCGUAAACUGAAUAAAGUCUUACUUGGAAUAAACAAUAAUCAUAUGGCCUUAUGGGGACAUGUAUACGUCUUAAUGACUAUAUAACAUCCUUUUUUCGCAGCAUUUGCAACAUCGACAUUCAGCAGUUACAGAAUGCCGGACGUCAUAAUAAGACCAUGCUCUCUAACAUGUAAACAGGGAUAUGAACAGAACAUUCUAUUAGUAACUCAUGUAAACAUCAUAAUCAAAAUAAUGUCCUAUUCAAAAUAAGGUAACUAGUCAGAUUGUUGCUGUCCAUGUAAACAUAGUCAGUGUGUUUGUUUGUACCUAGAUGAAUCCCAGGCCUGUUUAAACUGAUAUGUAUAAGCAUUGUUAAUCUAGGGCAGCUUGAUUAAGGUUAAGGGUCUUGGUGGAUGUAUCUACUCUACAUGAUUUCUAACUGCUUUUAUUUUUAAGAUUAAACACUGAAUCUGGCAAUUAUGAAAUCUCUUUCCAAUGCAAUCACAAAGAGAAAAAAAAGACAUAUUCCAUAAAAUUAAAAUACAAAGCUGACAUCAAUGGGACAUGAUUAUUUAGUGUCUGAAAUGUUGUCACGUGGUUGAGAUAACCUGCUUUUCCAUUUUUGCAGUAGCUACUGUAAUGCAAUUUUUAAUCUUUGACUCAACACCAUCAUGUAUUGAAAGCUAAAGCACUAUCAUUUUAUCACUGUUGUUUCAAUGUUCUCACUCAAAAAUGAAUUAAUGAUAUGGGCUGUUUGGGACACAUUUAUGAAAUAAAGCAUUUCUUCACUGUGCAAUGUUUUAGAGAUUGUAAAGAUUGUUUUAGAUGAAAAAUAAAACCUCAACUUCAAAU
Messenger RNA from Paralichthys olivaceus (Japanese flounder), 1683 nucleotides. RefSeq names its product beta-2-microglobulin-like. The record is from RefSeq and is a predicted model, not a curated record. Lineage: Eukaryota; Metazoa; Chordata; Actinopteri; Pleuronectiformes; Paralichthyidae.